CCAAGAAUACUAAGCAAUAGGAAAAGUUGGGUCGUAAUAAGAGAAAUUAUUAUAGCUGCGACGGGGGGAAAUGAGAAUAUAUUCAAGAUGCCAAUAUCAGAUGACCAACUCAACCGAAUACUUCAUCAACAGCAAGCACAAAUGCGGUUACUGGAGACUGACGAACAAGCCUAACAUCCACUGCUCAAGUUCACACGUUAUUUCAAAUACUUUUUGUGGUGCAGUUGCUGGGAGCAUCACAGACUUCAUCUAUGACCCGGAAAGUGGAAAUGCCUUCCUCACGUCGUUCAAGCGUUGGAAAGAUACAUUUCGAAUAGAAUUCUGUAAACAAGAUGACGAGUGGACGACUCGAUUGUUGAUGAGUAAGUUGGGAAGAAAUGAACAUGCACAUUAUGGUGACCAAAUAUUGCCAAAGUUAUCUCGAGAACUCAGUUUCGAGAAGACAGUAACUGAAUUGUCAGAGAUAUUCGAUGACUCCUCUUCAUUGUUUAGUAUUCGAUACCAAUGUCUAAAUUUGGUGAAACACGAAGCUGAUGAAUAUGGUGCUCUAGCAGACGUCGUCAACAGAGUGUGUACGGUUCUAGUUAUGCUCAUUAAAAGAACAAUUUAUAUGUCUAAUAUUCAUCAAAGCUCUUCAGUCACCACAAGAUGCUGAGACUAUGACUGAACUUUUAAUUCGACUGGACCAAAAUCCAAACGUCACACUCAGGACAUUGAUGGAUGAGUGUAGAUGGCUAAAAAACAUCAGACACGACAAUAAGUUAAUUGAACAAUUAAAUCCUAAUUUAACCUGCAGUAGUGUCAAUACUAUCACUAGGUUAAGCUUGUUCGUCAGUCUCCAGUAAUCGCAUUUGUGCUUGCUGUUGUUGUAGUAUUCGGUUGAGUUGGUCAUCUGAUAUUGGCAUCUUGAAUAUAUUCUCAUUUCCC
Molecule: messenger RNA, 927 nt
Organism: Schistosoma mattheei
Lineage: Eukaryota; Metazoa; Platyhelminthes; Trematoda; Strigeidida; Schistosomatidae
Source: the annotation of a GenBank genome assembly